Molecule: messenger RNA, 829 nt
Organism: Aaosphaeria arxii CBS 175.79
Lineage: Eukaryota; Fungi; Ascomycota; Dothideomycetes; Pleosporales
Exons: 1
Coding region: 134-382 (82 amino acids)
Source: RefSeq, a predicted model, not a curated record
CAUACGGCUCCAGACCUCGUAGCCUCGUACCUACCACUAUCAUCAAUGUACGAAAAUUGCCUUUUACGCUGCUUACUUGAUCAUCAACGUAGCACCCGUCUCUAACCUAUCCAUUCCUUCUGAUGCGAACAACAUGAAACUCGACCAACUACUCAAAUCGCACCCAUUAACAAAUAACGCUGCAACCACCUCCCCGAUAUCCUCAUCACUCAACUUACCUUUCCAUCAUUCUUCCUACCAAUGCUCCAGCCCGGCCCCCAACACGAUCAACCCUCCCACCCAACCUCCAACCCCCAACACCAAAACAUCAAACACGCCCCCAGCCAAGCCAUCGGGAACAGAACCACCACCUCCCCUCCCUCACCUUAGGCCCAAAACCUGAAACCACACCUCCCCCUUGUCCCCCUGUUUGACCUUUUUUCUUUUCUCCUACACGACCACCCACACCCAUGCACACAUGCUUCCAUGAUCCAUGCGGCUAUCGACGUUCCCGAGAGGGAAGAAAUCGGAUCUGACAAAGUUGGGGCCUGGGUAGGUGGGUGGAUGUCGCACCACGACUUAACCGACGACCUUGCGCUCGUACUGGAGGAGGUCGGGACGGGAGAUGUUGCGUCAUAUUACGUAUCUGGGUUUGAAGAUAAAUCGAGGUUGAAGUGCUUUGAGGUUUGAGUUGGAGGACUGGUGCUCGUUGGGUUUGCCUGUGGGACUGUGAAGCUUGAGAAUGCGUGCAUGUAGGAACUACCUUUUGGGAGGGAUGGAUGGAGAGAUGUGUUGGGACCACAACCCAAUAUGCUAGAUAUAUACAAAAUACUUACAUCCAAACCACGUA